Molecule: messenger RNA, 2943 nt
Organism: Aspergillus saccharolyticus JOP 1030-1
Lineage: Eukaryota; Fungi; Ascomycota; Eurotiomycetes; Eurotiales; Aspergillaceae
Exons: 4
Coding region: 169-2781 (870 amino acids)
Source: RefSeq, a predicted model, not a curated record
CUCAACACAACAUCAAUACGUCCACGAGUCUUGCCUCAUAUCCUGGCUCAAUCUCAUAUCUUCCCCAUAUCAGACGUGUUACAGAUACUUCAUUGUUGGUACCCAAUUUCCGCUGCUUUCCUUGACUACUUAUCCCUCCUCCCCAAGACUCUGUUAUCCCCAGCAGCCAUGGCUAGAUAUGAUAUCUCUGCUCUCAUGAGCAUGCGCUCCAAUGCACGGAUUGAUGUCAACAGAUUCAGUGAAGUUGGCAGCAAGUUGCUCCGUCAGCACAGUACGAGCGUUUUGUCCGAACAGCCCAUCAACCGGUCUAGGAACGUGUCGAGUUUCUCGCGUCAGAGUGAGAGAACCAACGCUCCCCCAGAGCCUUCUUUACGAUCUGCUGCGCGUCAGCCAAGUGAUCCGCCCGGCGGUCAUCGUGCACAGAAGGACUCUGGCUUUGCACGAUUUCUCAAAGAACAUACGUCUCCCAAGCAUCAACGCGUCACUGCUGGCGGUCGGAUUGUUCCUAUGGAGGCACCUCCGAAGAUGAAACUGCCCAGCUUUGACCAGCAGCAAAACGUCGGCGAUGGCACGAGAGGCUUUGCUGCGUCAAUUGCUGAGAACCAAAACAAUGCCGAGCAUGGAACAGUGCCACCCAAGGACACAUCUUUUGGUUCCGAAGCUUUCAAGCAGGAUUCUCAGUCUGCUGGUUUGCCGGUGAGUUACGCGUUUCCACCAUAUGGGAGCUUUGAUCCGUACUUGCAAAACCUGGGACAGACACCCAAUCUUCUAUCGGCCGCAGGGUACGCGGGACUGUGCUCCUCGCUUGGUGUACCAUGGCCACAUGAUAAUCAGCAGCUUGAUUCUGAGCUACAGCCGCCGGAGUAUCAUAUCCCUGCUGCGCCGGAGUAUCCGAUGCUCAACUAUGCAAAUCCAUGUGUCUGGCACCCAAGUCUCUACGAUGCCCUGGACACAUCAAGCUCGCUACCUACCUUUUUGCCUCCCCCCCAGCCACAUCCGGCCAUCUCAACGCCAUCGGGCUUUUCAACGGGCAGCAUCGCUAGCAGUGGAGGCGCUACGCCUCUGUUGAGUCCGUUCUACCCAGGAUACGGCAUGUCCUUGACACCGUCGGGACUUCAGUGGCAUCAGCUCAUCCACGGACAAGCACCGAUGCAAGCCCCGCAAGUUGUACCUGCAGUGAUCCAGACUCCAUUGUACCAGAAGUCCCUCGAUGAUGCCACCAAGGAGCACGACAAUCUAUCAGCUCAGCUGUCGCGCCUGGACAGAUAUAUGGCAAUGCAUACCUGGGACUUAGACCCCCAGACCAAGAAGCUGUUGGUCGAACAACGUGUCGGCUUGGUAAAGGAAUUAGACACAGUCCGGAUCUACCGAGAACACCUUGAAUGGGCGUCUGCGAAGAUCAGGAUGAACGCGCUGAGCAGCCAUGCUGGCAUGUCAGAUUCCACAUCUUCUACUGGAUUGUACCUUACCGGCAAUAUUGCGAACAAUCAAGCAUUGUUUGGACAGGCUUUGUGCACUUCCAAUUCCGAUAGCGCAGCCCCAACGUUUGUCACACCAGCAUUAGCAGCGGCCUUCCCACCACGACUGUCCAGUAACGAAACAGGGAGCUCAACACCGAUGCCAUCAAUGCCAUGGCACAGUUCGACAGAUUAUCCCGGCAGUUUCCACAGCUUAAUGUUGCAAGAGGCAAAUGCGAGCUGUAAACCCCCCACACAGUCACAGAGACUAAAACCGAAGCGCCCGAUCGCUAUCAAGGUACCGCCCAUAAAUCCCAAAAAUGAGAUCACGUCCGACAAAGAGACCCGAGGAGCGAAACCCAAUGAGACAGAAUGGAGACCUUGUACCAAGGAGCUUUCUUCGGAGGUAUAUCAGGUAUAUUGCCAUCUUGAGAAGAUUGCUCGGCAAGGUGCUUCCAUUGACGCCCUGCUUCAGGAUUUGGAACUAGCUGCUGAGCAACCGACCAAGCCGAUCCCAGAUGGAUAUUAUCGACCGACGUUCCCGGCAACUGAUGCAACAGCCAAACAAAGACCAACCGCUCAAGCGACUGAGGGUAUCGAGGCCGUGAAGUCCAAGUCCGCAGAAUAUCCAGGGCCAGAAUACACGAGGCAGCGUUCCAAGGAUCCCCGUAAGUCCCGUCAUCGGCCUCGAAGCCACGAAGAUGUGAACAAGAGUCCAAUCGUUGCGGAGGAAGAUGAUGCCCACUCUAUUCUCUCUUACGUCUCGACCACAGACUCGUGGGCUACUGUGCAUGAAAGAAGCUACAAUUCCCACAUGAGAGACUUCGGCUGCCAAACGAGCUUACUGAAGCGAGGUCUUGCACAUGAGAGGAGCGCCAGUCCCGUGAAGCGUCCUGCUACCCCCCUUUUUGAGAUUCCCAACUCCGUGACCCAGCUUACUCUUAUAUCCGGUAAUGGUGAUAUAGGCAGUUCCAGAACAGCGCAUCGACGAAGUGGCCCUGCCCUUGCAGACGACCCUGUACAAACUGGACAACGAAGCAAUGUGGAAAGUGUGAAGUGUUCCUACUCGCCGCUCCUUGCACCGUGUCUGAUCAAGGACCGCGGUCUAGCUGGACCAAAGACGAUGGCCUUGGCUGUCCCCCAGAAUGUUCAUGUGCAUGGCAUUGUGCCUCAUAUAGACCGGGUGGGUGAGGGGUCUCGGAAGUGCAGGACAGCCCCAAUGGCUGGACAUGAUUCUGGAUCCGAGUGGCAGGCGCGUCAACUGCAUGAUAUCAAGCAGAAAGGCAGUCUGUGGUACAAACCAGACAGAGGGAUCGGAACCUAAGGCUUAAGAAUGUUGCUCGGUUGGCAACUUAGGCUAGGAUCUGAUUCAUCUUCCCUGGAGGUCGCAGUGAUGGUUUGUGUGAAGUCGUUGCUUCUGUUCGAGUCCAGUGAGACAUGACGACAGACAUAGGCUGGGACCAGAUUGGCGGUGAGGGUGAAACUG